GUCUGGGCCAGAGCGGCCUAGAGAUGGCACCGCCGGCAGGUGGGGCAGCCGCAACAGCGGACUCGGGCUCGGCCACGGUGGUCCUGGCUGUGCACGCUGCAGUGAGGCUGCUGAGCGCCGGGCCGGAUGCCGAGGCGCAGUUGCGGAGGCUGCAGCUGAGCGUGGACCCCGAGCGGCCCGGGCAUUUCCGGCUGCAACUUCAGGGCUCAGGACCUGGGGCGGACAGUUUGGAGUGGCCCUUGGAGUCAGUCUCCUACAUCGUCCGCGGUCCCGGCCAACACGAGUUGCAGCCUCCGCCAGGAGGGCCUGGAACUUUCAGCUUACACUUCCUCAACCCUGAGGAAGCUCAGCGGUGGGCAGCCCUGAUGCAAGGUGCCUCCGUGGAGGGACAGAAUGGUAGUGGCAGCCCACCCCCAGCUUUGGGCCCAGAACUAUGCCCUAUUUCCCUUCCCAGUCCUCCUGUGGCCCCAACACUCAAAGCACGACAAUCUCAGGCGAAUGUGACCUGGAGCCCUGGAGACUCAUUGGAGAAAGAAGAGCUGGCUGGGGACCUGGCCCAGGCCAUUGCACGUGGAGACGAGAAGGGGGCAGCUCAAGUGGCAGCAGUCCUGGCCCAGCAUCAUGUGGCUCUCAGUGUCCAGCUCCAGGCAGCCUGCUUCCCACCUGGUCCUAUCAGGCUGCAGGUCACAGUUGAAGAUGCCAUAUCUGCUAUGUUCUCUGCAUCCUCUGCCCACAUCUCGCUGCAGGUCCACCCCCACUGCACCAUUGCAGCUCUCCAGGAACAGGUGUUCUUUGAAUUUGGCUUCCCACCUGCUGUGCAGCGCUGGAUCAUUGGACGAUGCCUUUGUGUGCCUGAGCGCAGCCUUGCUUCCUAUGGGGUCCAGCAGGAUGGGGACCCUGCCUUUCUCUACCUGCUUUCAGCCCCCCCAGAAGCACCAGGACACAGCCCUCAGUGUCCCCAGAAGAUGGAUGGGGACCUAGGAAACUUGUUUCCCCAGACCCUGGAGCUGACCCAAGCCCCCCAGCCAGCCAGCCUCCCCAGUCCCCUUCAGGUGGGCAAGGGACCAGUGUGUGUAGAGGUGGGCCAAACCUGGGCAGCUGAGAUCACUGGAAGGAGCAGAAAAGCAACAAAAGUCUCCCCACCUCCUUAUCCCGGCUGGCCCUGUCCUUCCUGCACCUUCAUCAAUGCCCCAAGCCGUCCAGGCUGUGAGAUGUGUAGCACCCAGAGGCCCUGCCCUUGGAAUCCCCUUCCUACAGACUCCACCUAGGAACUAUCAAAGGUUACUGAGAACAUCGGCCUUCUCUCACAGAUCCAAGUUCCUGGAUCACCACCUGAACUUCUCAGGGGACUUCCACUGGCUGCUCACUGGAGAUAAAGCCACCAGGAUUGGGGCAAGGGAAGAGCAUGAGCCAGUCAUUAAAAAUAUAAGCCAGU
Molecule: messenger RNA, 1435 nt
Organism: Fukomys damarensis (Damara mole-rat)
Lineage: Eukaryota; Metazoa; Chordata; Mammalia; Rodentia; Bathyergidae
Gene: Sharpin
Product: SHANK associated RH domain interactor
Exons: 8
Coding region: 24-1268 (414 amino acids)
Biological process (GO): protein linear polyubiquitination; positive regulation of canonical NF-kappaB signal transduction; proteasome-mediated ubiquitin-dependent protein catabolic process
Cellular component (GO): LUBAC complex
Molecular function (GO): ubiquitin binding; ubiquitin-protein transferase activity
Source: RefSeq, a predicted model, not a curated record